AUGGAAUUAUUUAAGGUUGAAGGGUGGAAUCUAAACACUGAUAAAGUUGCCUUUAAGGACUCUAAAAAGAAAGAAGCUCAAAAAGAAAGAAACAGACAAGAAAAACUUGAUAGAAAACAACGUAAUAAUAAGGCAUCUAAGGAAACUAAAAAUGAAGAUAGCAAGCAGGAAGAAGUAGAAGAGGAAGAAGAGGAUACCCAAGAUUUAGAAGUUUCUGAUGUAGAAGAUGAUGGAAAGAAAGUAAAUGAAUCUAAGAAGCCGAAAGCCAAACCCCAAAAGGUAAUCAAACCUCAGACUAAACCAACAUCCAAACAAUUAACACCAUUACAACAAAAGAUGAUGGCUAAAUUAUCAGGUUCGAGAUUUAGAUGGAUUAAUGAACAAUUGUAUACUAUCUCUUCCGAGGAAGCGUUGGAUUUGAUCAAAGAACAGCCAGGACUAUUCGACGAAUAUCAUGAAGGUUUUAGAUCUCAAGUUCAAAGUUGGCCUGAAAAUCCAGUAGACACAUUUGUUGAUGAAAUUAAAUUCCGUUCUAAAAAAGUUAUCAAUGCACCAGGUGGUUUACCUGGUCUUUACCCUAAUAAAGAAAUUGUGAUCGCAGAUAUGGGUUGCGGUGAAGCCCAGUUGGGAUUAGAUGUUACCCAGUUUUUCAAUAAAUUUAAUAAAAGGGCUAAAGGUAGACGUAAGAUUAGCUUCAAGAUCAACAGUUUUGACCUGAAGCAAGUAAACAAUAGAAUUACAGUAGCAGAUAUUCGUCAUGUCCCAAUGAAAGAUGAAUCUGCAACGAUUGUUAUUUUUUGUCUAGCUCUAAUGGGGACAAACUUCUUAGAUUUUAUUAAAGAGUCUUAUAGAAUUUUGGCACCAAGAGGGGAAUUAUGGAUCUCAGAAAUUAAAUCCAGAUUUGCCGAUGGUAGAGGUGACGAAUUUGUUGAAACACUUAAAUUACUAGGUUUCUUCCAUAAAAAAACUGAUGAUUCAAAUAAAAUGUUUACUAGAUUUGAAUUUUUCAAACCUCCAGAGGAUAUUAUUCAAGAGAGAAGGGCUAAAUUAGAAAGAAGAAAUAAAUUUAUCGAAGUUGAAACAGAAAAGGAACAAUUAGAAGUUAAGAGAAAGAAGGUAGCGGAAGGUAAAUGGUUACUGAAGCCUUGUAUAUAUAAGAGAAGAUAA
Molecule: messenger RNA, 1167 nt
Organism: Maudiozyma barnettii
Lineage: Eukaryota; Fungi; Ascomycota; Saccharomycetes; Saccharomycetales; Saccharomycetaceae
Gene: RRP8
Product: 25S rRNA (adenine645-N1)-methyltransferase
Exons: 1
Coding region: 1-1167 (388 amino acids)
Biological process (GO): ribosomal large subunit biogenesis; rRNA methylation
Cellular component (GO): nucleolus
Molecular function (GO): rRNA (adenine) methyltransferase activity
Source: RefSeq, a predicted model, not a curated record